UGAGGUUCAGGGUAUUAAAUGAUGAGCACAGAGGGAAGAAGGCACAGUGAAAAUGGCUCUCUACCAAUUUCUGUGUGGUUCAGCGGUGAUGAUCAUCCUCUUAUCCAAUGGAUGUCAUUCACAACAGCAGCCAGCAUGUGGCCGGGCACCAAACAACCUCAGAAUUGUGGGAGGUCAAAAUGCGGCUGCAGGAACUUGGCCCUGGGUAGCCAGUAUACAAGUGAAUGGCAUGCACCAUUGUGGAGGGUCCCUGAUCAGCGAUAUGUGGGUUCUGACUGCUGCUCACUGCAACCCAGAUCGCAACAUGACGGUUGUUCUGGGCCUCGAAAGCAUGUCUGGUCCAAACUUGAACAACGUGUCUAAGGCAAUUGAUAAGAUCAUAGUCCAUCCUGCUUACGGCGACCUUCUCAACGAAUUUGAUAACGACAUGGCUCUUCUGAAGCUGUCGAGCCCGGUGACGUUUACCAACUACAUCCAGCCGGUGUGCUUGGCCUCUGCAAACAGCACCUUCAACACCGGAGACAACAACUGGGUUGUUGGUUUUGGUACUACAUCAAAUUGUAAGCUCACUGACUACAGACACAAGGAUGCAUGUUGUCUUUUUUAACACCAAUUUUAACUU
Messenger RNA from Trematomus bernacchii (emerald rockcod), 622 nucleotides. RefSeq names its product serine protease 27. Bases 53 to 607 code for a protein of 184 amino acids. The record is from RefSeq and is a predicted model, not a curated record. Lineage: Eukaryota; Metazoa; Chordata; Actinopteri; Perciformes; Nototheniidae. Gene Ontology annotation, molecular function: serine-type endopeptidase activity. Gene Ontology annotation, biological process: proteolysis. The transcript has 4 exons.